Molecule: messenger RNA, 2251 nt
Organism: Salarias fasciatus (jewelled blenny)
Lineage: Eukaryota; Metazoa; Chordata; Actinopteri; Blenniiformes; Blenniidae
Gene: mfsd1
Product: major facilitator superfamily domain containing 1
Exons: 16
Coding region: 83-1489 (468 amino acids)
Biological process (GO): transmembrane transport
Cellular component (GO): lysosome
Molecular function (GO): transmembrane transporter activity
Source: RefSeq, a predicted model, not a curated record
GUGAGUCCCUGGCUUUCGGUCAUAUGAUCCACGGUGUUCCUGCCGCCUCUCUCCUCCUGUCUCCCCGCACAAACACGGGAACAUGGCGGAGAUCGAGGAGCAGCAGAGCCUGCUGGGAGCGGAGGAGCAGCAGGAGGAGGACGCGGCUCCUCGAGGAGGCGGCAGACCCCUGGCCGCCAUCUGCGACCCCAGCCGUCUCCCGCACCGGGUGGUCGUGCUGUGCUUCAUGUGCUUCCUGGGAUUCGGAAGCUACUUCUGUUAUGACAACCCAGCUGCUCUCCAGACUCAAGUCAUCCAGGACAUGAACCUGAACACUGCAAAGUUCAUGCAGCUGUAUGCCUGGUACUCCUGGCCCAACGUGUUUCUCUGCUUCUUUGGGGGAUUUCUGCUGGACAGGGUCUUUGGGAUCAGACUGGGAACCAUCCUCUUUUCCCUUUUUGUCUGUGUUGGACAGAUCAUAUUUGCCGCUGGAGCUUUGGCGAACCAGUUUUGGGUGAUGGAAAUGGGGCGUUUUGUAUUUGGCAUUGGAGGAGAGUCCCUGGCUGUGGCCCAAAACACGUAUGCAGUCAACUGGUUCAAAGGGAAAGAACUCAACCUGGUGUUUGGCCUUCAGCUGAGCAUGGCUCGCCUGGGCAGCACGGUGAACAUGAACAUCAUGGGCUGGGUCUACAGCAGAGUUAUGGACGCCACUGGCUCCCCGGGACACACGACACUGGGCGCAUCGCUCAUGAUAGCUGCUGUAACCUGCCUGUUCUCGCUGUUCUGUGCCGUUGUGCUGGGAUUUCUUGAUAAACGAGCUGAGAGGAUUCUCCAGAAGGAGGAAGGAAAAACUGGUGAAGUGAUCCAGCUGACAGAUGUGAAGAAUUUUCCCCUCUCUCUGUGGCUGAUCUUCAUCAUUUGUGUGGGCUACUACGUCGCCGUUUUCCCUUUCAUUGGACUGGGACAGGUGUUCUUCAUUGAGAAAUUCAACUUCUCCCCGGCCCAGGCCAGAGCUGUCAACAGCAUUGUGUACAUCAUCUCAGCCCCUGCAUCUCCUCUUCUGGGCUUUAUGGUUGAUAAGACUGGCAGAAAUGUGAUCUGGGUAAUAAUCGCCGUGGUGGCGACGCUCGCCGCUCACAUGAUGCUGGCCUUCACCUUCUGGAAUCCGUGGAUCGCCAUGUCGCUCCUCGGUGUGUCGUACUCUCUCCUGGCCUGUGCGCUGUGGCCCAUGGUUGCCUUUGUAGUUCCGGACCAUCAGCUGGGAACCGCCUAUGGCUUCAUGCAGUCCAUCCAGAACCUGGGACUUGCGCUCAUCGCCAUGGCAGCAGGAGCCAUCCUGGAUACCAGAGGAUACCUGUUUUUAGAAGUCUUUUUCUGUGCCUGCAUCUGCAUUGCAUUGAUGGCAGUGGUGGCGCUGUACUUUGUGGAUUAUCUCAAAGGAGGACAUUUGAACCAGUCGGCCGGAGCCAGAGCUCGACUGCAGAAAGAAUCCACUCCAGACGCCGAAUGAUGAAGAGAGAGCGCUCAUGGAUCUGGGCCUCACAGCUACCAAGGCUGCACCGUCCAACCAGAAGCUGUCGGUGUGCCGCCAGGGGGGGCGGGGCUGUGGACCGGACUCCGCCCACUGAAGUCAUCCGUGGCUCCUCACGCUGGAAGCGGCUGUGUGGCUUUGACAGCUGUGUCACCCUGUUUGAGCAGCUGAUCACAUCCAUACCAAGUCACAUUUUAGUGGCUCAGAUUUACUGAGCGCAGUCGGAUUAAAGGAAGACGUUUAUUCAGGGAGAGAGAAAGAUGCUUAGAUGGCUAAAAAAGUUUUUAAAGCCAUUUUAAGUUAUUUUAAUUGUUCAUCAAAAGAUGAGGCUUUUAACUCAUGGACAGGUGCCUGUUAUUGCUAUUAAAUAGUUAUAACUUUUAUUAUAUAUGAGUCCAACUGGGAAGGGUCUCUCUAUUAAUCCAGUUGUUUUUAUAGGAGUAUUUCAAAGACUGAGUCUGUUUUGAUCUUGAUUUUUAUGGGACUGAUUUUCCACGUUUCUCAGCAGAACUUUGAGGCUCGUGUAUGUAAAUAACUGUCGGCAUUGACAAUAACCUCCUCUUUUUGCACUCUCCUCAUGCACAGUGAGUCUAUAUUCAGUUUUAAUCAUUUUGACUUUAUUGGGAUUGUUUCAUCCCCUAAUUUUGUAAUCUGCUCUUUGCUCCUUUUUCCAAUUCAUGAGCUUUUCUGCCACAUCAUGAACUUAGACACUACUCAAAAAAAAAAAAAACAAAGAUGGAA